UCCCCGCCGCUUCAGGAGUUCUCCGUGGCCGAGGAGCGGAGCGGGCACUGCGCCGUGGUGGACGGCGGCUACCUCUACGUGUGGGGGGGAUACGUGGUAAGGAAGGAGCGAGGGAGGCGGCGAAGAAGCGGGAGGCUCCGGGCGGGCGAGCGACAACAAAACAUCUCGUGAGGAGACGGUGAAGAGACGGAGGGCGGGGAAUGGGCGCUAGCUCCGCCCACUCGGCCGCUCGCUGAGGAGAGCAAAAUGGGCGGGAAAGCCUGACAGGGCACGCGAGAGGCCCCGGAGGUGUGGAGGUAGAGGCGAAGCGGGAUUGGGGAGAGAGGCCGUCGUUUACCUAACCGCCAUCGCCUAUUGGUCGCUGGUUUUUCGAGGCGCGGCGGCCGGCCUAUUUCCCCGCCCCCUGCCCUGAGGAGACUUCAUUUAACAGCCGCGGUCGCUGCUUAUUUCUCAGCUCCAUGUUUUUAACCUUCGGGGAGAGGGCUGUAUAUAAAUUCAAUAAAUAGAAGGGCGGCGUGGAUGCUUGUUUCCCCGCCACUCGCACUCUUCCGCCGAUAGCAUUUCAUGUCAUAAGAUUCAAAUACCGCUUGAUUGGGGGGGGGGGAGGAAUAAAACCUCAAAGCGGUUUAGAAAAUAUAAUAAUAAAACAGUAAAAUUAUCAGCAAGAAAAGCUGAAAUGGCUAGUCUUAAAACAUGAAAAUUCGAAUACACUUUCUAAACACCUGGGCAGGCUUAAAUAAUGAUGUAUGGGGAAAAGUGCAGUGUAGUGUACCCCUGCUUGAUGUCAAUAGGCAGGGAGUUCCAAAGUGUAGGUGCCGCCACAUGAAAAAGUCGAAUUCUUACAAAUGUGGAAUAGAUCUCAUGGGGCACCUGUAACAGUGCCAGUUCUGUCCAUUGAAGCUGCUGGGUGGGCAAUUAUGGGGUGAGGCCACCUUGCAGGUAAACUGGUCCCAGCCUUGUUGGGGCCAUAUAAGCAUUGGGUGGCCUUCCCCAACCCGACGCCCUCCAGAUGUUUUGGGCUACAGUGGUACCUUGGUACUCAAACAACUUGGAACCCAAAUACUGCAAACCCAGAAGUAAAUGUUCUGGUUUGCGAACUUUUUUCGGAAACCAAACAUGCUCCGUUUUGAGUGUUACCCUUCUGUUUCGAGUGCCACACUUCCGUUUUGAGUGUUAUGCUGAGGUCUACCUGUUUUUGCUAUUUAUUUUGCAUUUUUGUUUUUGCUGCUCUCUUUGUUUUUGUGACUGUGGAACCCAGUUCAGCUACUGAUGGAUGGAUGGAUUGAUUGUGUGACUGCAGUACAUUGUUUAUUGCUUUCAUUUUAUGGCUCCAUGGUCUCGUUAGAUAGUAAAAUUCAUGUUAAAUUGCUGUUAUGGGGGUUGUUUUUAAAAGUCUGGAAAGGAUGAAUCCAUUUUGCAUUACUUUCUAUGGGAAAGCAUGCCUUGGUUUUGGAACACUUUGGUUUUGGAACAGGCUUCUGGAACAUAUUAAGUUUGAGAACCAAGGUACCACUGUACUACUACCAUGUCAGCCCCGGCUAGCACAAACAUGCCUGCAUGGCAUGGUGCAAGUCUUCCAGGACUCACAGCCAAGAUGGUCCUGGGUGGCUUUAGAGUAGGAUUGGACAUAUUCCUGGAGGAUAAUAGCCUUGAUAGCUAUGCUCUGCCUCCAUGCUUCUGAAUACCGUACCAGUUGCAGGAAGCCACAGGAGCAUUAGCCAGGGACCGCUGGCAGUGACCACCACUUCUCAUAUGCAAAACUUCAUCGUUCAAAUAAUUAUUCACAGUGCCAUUAGCUGGCUGAUUCUAGGUGUGGUUUCUCUCCUCUGACUUUGCUAGCAAACUGGAGGGAUGCCAUUUCAGUUUCACAAAUACAGUUCUUGGUUCUGCUUGGAGGUCACAUGCGCACAUUCUCCCAAAUACAUCAUUUGUGUGCAGCUAAACGAUCACAGAACAGCAGUGCAGAAAGAGCAGCGGCAGACCUUUUGCUGAGAUCUACGGGAGUAUGGGAGAAGGUUGUGCCUUGCUAUGACUAGUCUGCCUUUCCCUGCCUUUAGUUACAGGUAGGUAGCCGUGUUGGUCUGAGUCGAAGCAAAAUAAAAAAAUUCCUUCAGUAGCACCUUAAAGACCAACUAAGUUUAUAUUUUGGUAUGAGCUUUCGUGUGCAUGCACACUUCUUCAGAUACACUAGAAACAGAAGUGUCAGACCCUAUAUAUAUACAGAGGGUGGACAAUGACAGCUCCCUUUCUCAAGCUCUGGGAGGAAGACCUUUCAUUGCCUACAGACAGCCACCCAAUCUUAAACAACUCCUCACCCACAAUAAUACAACCACCAGACUUAACAUGGACACUGGUACCAGAGCCUGCAAUAAACCCAGAUGCCAACUUUGCUGCCACAUACACCCGGACAACACCAUUACUGGCCCCAACAACAUCCAACAUACCAUCUCAGGACUAUUUAAUUGCUCAUCUUCUAACAUUGUGUAUGCCAUCAAAUGCCAACGGUGCCCUUCAGCUCUCUAUAUUGGACAAACAGGCCAAACCCUACGCCAAAGGAUAAAUGGACAUAAAUCUGACAUCAGGAACCAUAAGACUGAAAAACCAGUAGGAGAACACUUCAAUCUCCCAGGACAUUCUAUACAAGAUCUCAAAGCAGCUGUUUUAUUACAGAGAAAUUUCAGGAACAGACUGGAAAGGGAAGUUGCUGAAUUGGAAAUCAUUACCAAGCUUAAAACCAUGGAAGCACCUGGGCUGAAUAGAGAUAUCGGAUUCUUAUCUCAUUAUGCAUGAUCAAGCUUUCUUUAGCACCUCAGCCCAGGACUAAUUGCAGCCAUCAGCAGCCAUUAACACCCAUCUACAGGUUUACCACUCCCAUCAGCCCAUCUCCCAUUCCCACCCACCCCCACCACCCUCUGUAUAUAUAUAGGGUCUGACACUUCUGUUUCUAGUGUAUCUGAAGAAGUGUGCAUGCACACGAAAGCUCAUACCAAAAUAUAAACUUAGUUGGUCUUUAAGGUGCUACUGAAGGAAUUUUUUUAUUUUGCUUUCCCUGCCUUUGUUCAGGCACAAAGAUCUUACACUGAUUUUAGUACAAAAUAAUAAUUCCACAUGAGUGGCAUAGUCUCCACCUCUCUAGCUCAGCCAGUGUGAUGUAGUGGUUAAGAGCGCUAAGACUCAUAAUCUGGGGAACCGGGUUCACGUCUCCGUUCCUCCACAUGCAGCUGCUGGGUGACCUUGGGCUAAUCACACUUCUUUGAAGUCUUUCAGCCCCACUCACCUCACAGAGUGUUUGUUGUGGGGGAGGAAGGGAAAGGAGAAUGUUCGCCGCUUUGAGACUCCUUCGGGUAGUGAUAAAGCGGGAUAUCAAAUUCAAACUCUUCUUCUUCUUCUUCUUCUUCUUCUUCUUCUUCUUCUUCUUCUUCUUCUUCUUCUUCUUCUUCUUCUCCUCCUCCUCCUCCUCCUCCUCCUCCUCCUCCUCCUCAAGAAUCCUGAUUGCCUUGUGCCUUGAGAUUAGGCAUUAAAUAUCCCAGUUUAUGGUGGCUGGUUUUAAUACCUAAUACUUCCUGAAAGUCUUGAUCACCACUAAUACUUUUCAGGAUGGGCAACUCUUCAAAAUAGGAAUUUCUUUAUUACAUUGCUUUAACAAUACUUUUGAGUGCCUCGAUUUCCCUGCUUCCCAUUUGCUGCUGAACCAGACUUAAUUUAAUUUCCCAAGAGACCUUGGUGGCACUCUGAGCAGAGUGCAUCUUAGGUGGCUACGGUAGCAAAACUCCUGUGUACAGGAAGUCAAUUGAAGAAAAUGAAGUUUAUUUACCUAACGAUGAGCUGUGGAUCUAUGAAAUUGACAGUGGAUUAUGGUCGAUGCAUCUGAUGGAAGGUGAAUUGCCUCCAUCCAUGUCUGGAAGUUGCGGAGCGUCUGUUAAUGGAAAGCUCUACAUCUUUGGAGGAUAUGACGACAAAGGAUACAGCAAUCGGCUCUAUUAUGUUAAUUUGCGAACAAGAAAUGGAACCUAUUUGUGGAAAAAAAUCACAGACUUUAAAGGUCAGCCUCCUACACCACGUGACAAACUUGCCUGCUGGGUGUAUAAAGACAGGCUCAUCUAUUUUGGUGGCUAUGGCUGUAGAAAGCAAAGUGAGCUGAGUGACUGUUUUGAUGUUCAUGAUGCAUAUUGGGGAGAACGGAUAUUCUGGGGAUGGCACAAUGACGUUCAUGUUUUUGAUACAACUACACAAACUUGGUAUCAGCCAAAAAUUAAAAAUGGAGUUCCACCUCAGCCACGAGCAGCACAUUCAUGCACAGUCCUGGGAAAUAAAGGUUACGUGUUUGGAGGCCGUGUUUUGCAAAAAAGAAUGAAUGAUUUACAUUCUUUGAAUCUGGAUACCUGGGUUUGGUCAGGAGAAAUUUGUACAAAUGGAGAAAAACCAGGAGGCAGAUCAUGGCAUACUUUGACAUCUGUAACAGAUAGUAAACUUUUCCUGUUUGGUGGGCUGAGUUCAGACAAUGUACCUUUAAGUGAUGGUUGGAUUUAUGAUGUCGCAAGAAACAAAUGGCAACAACUUACAUACUUACCAAAGAGCAUACCGAGAUUGUGGCAUACAGCUUGUCUUGGUAAAGAAGGUGAAGUGAUGGUCUUUGGAGGAAGUAAAGAUGACUUGCAUUUCAUGGACACGGGACACUGCAGCGAUUUAUUGAUUUUUCAGACACAACCAUACUCACUUCUCAGACUGAGCCUUGACUGCAUUGGUAAAAAUGCUGCCCUCUUGGAGAACCAACUAUCCUGGUUACCAUCUAGACUUUUGGAGGAAGCUAUGGAUAAAAUAACUUUUUGGGCUGCUGUUAGCCGUCGUCAAGAAAGAAAAGCUGAAGAAGCAGCACAGGACCAGAUUAACGUCUCUUAGCAACCAUUCUUCAUGAAUAUACAGCGCACAGUACAGACCCUUCUUGGAGAUAAUUUAGAAAUGUUACUGUUGACUGUUUGGGCUGAAUUUCUAAGGUUGGGUCAGGUCAGGUGAAAGGCACUCUGAUUUGCUGGUGCAUAAAGAAUGGGAGCAGAGUCUACUGAUGUAAUAACAGCUCCGCUUAGGGGCUCUGGAGGUUAAUAACAACUUUCUUGGGUCUACUGAGCCAGUUCAUAAAGCUAGUUGAACCUUUUAUUAUUAUUAUUAAAGCUAAAUAAGCUAAUGAAGCUUCAGACAGUCAAAGCUUUAUUUGGUCAUAUUCCUGCGUAUUGCUACCCUUUAGCCAUUGUCUGAAGAGGGGAAUUUCUUUAAUACAUCUGAAGCUGCAAAACUCUCUUCUUUCGACAGCACUAUAAAAAACUUGGUUGAAAGUUGCAUGGGCCGGGUAUUGACACUAUUUUAUAGAAACACUUUAAAGUUGCACUUUUGUGUUAAAUGUUUUUACUGGGCAAAGUUUUACUGUUGCAAUAAACAUUGAUGGACUGUAAUUAAUCACAAUUUUAAAAAUGUUACACAGGCCACAAUGUGUAAGGUUUGUAUUCAGCUGUUAUUUGUUAUUUAUUGUAAAGUAUUUAUAAAAUACAAAUUUCCUAUCAGUUUUCGGUAUUUAGCUAAUAGGGACCCUGUUGUUACCAUUUUGCUGUUCUGUUUUGAAUAGAAUCUUACUCUGAAUACUUUUACUCACUUGCCAUUUUGAGCAAAAAAGCGGGGGUGGGAAUCUUUUUGUUUAUGCAUCUACUUUGAGUUGCCUUCAGGCUGGUUGCAGUAAUAACUAAGCACGUGUGGGAUUAGGAGGAGGAGGACCCAUGCCAUGAUAUACUGCUUAAUAACUCAGUAUCACAUUUAAGCCAUAUAUCUCAUUAGGGAGAUUUUUGAUACUAGGGGAGGAAUUCCCUUGUCUCCUCCCUCCCUCAGAUCUGGGGUGUGGGGAGCCCACUGUGCAGGUGGAAAUCUUUGUGCUAAUGGAACUUGUUAGGCGAAUCCCACCGUAGCAGUUCUGCUUCUGUUGGGGAAGGGGUGAUGCAGAUUUUUAUAUAACUGAUCUUUGCUUCCUUGUUCUUAGUGCAGAACCUACAGGCUAAAAUAAGGAAUGUGGGCUUUUACUCCCAAAACCGGAGUAUGUGACUUAUCAAAUAUGGAGCUAUGUUUCAGAUAUAUGAUUUUGGACCUAAUAUAUGAAUGACUGAAAAUCAGAGGAAUCGGGUGGUUCAAGCACCUGAAUAGAUGCAGCAGCUUAGUGAAGUCAUUAGUGCCAACCUUUGUCGUGGAACAAUGGCAUAACGUACUUUGAACGUACUGUAGGGAGCAAGUGAUUUUUAUCUGCCUUCACUCCAGUUCUGCUCCCUUCUAGGUAAAAUGUUGCACUUGGCAUUGGCAGAUGAAGCAGGCUUGGAGCAAAUCAAGAUGUCACAAAUAUUUCUUUUGAAGUAUUUUUAAUUAUCAUCCCUGGCAGAUGUUUGGGUUAACGCUGCAAACCUGUGUGUGAAAGUUCUGUGCCUUUAACAAGCUGAAAUUCAGCAGGCGAAGCUUUUCUGAUGUGUAGGUGAAGUAACGAGUUAGUUUCCUCUGAGUCGCUGCUUGUUGCACAGCUGUUAAAACACAAAAGGAGUCCAUCCAAAAGAAAAGUUGGCAAACCUAGCCUAUUAGGAUAAGAACCCUUUAUUGCAUUAUUAGAACUGACCUGACCAGAUGUGGAAAUUAGGGCAUUGGAGAAUGCUGCACAGGAGCCUUCAGUUCUUGCAUUCUGGUCCCCAGCACAUGCAGGCUACUCAAGAGUGCCAUACGCGUCAAGCAUUAGUCAUAGGCUUGUUUCUGCAAAUGACUCCCAUGACUAAAGGUGCAAUCCACUGGGAUGUUCUGCACAAGGCCUCUGCAGAAUGAAUGGGAGCAGCAGCUCCCAUACAUGAGCAGGAAAACUUCCUUUUCAGUGGAUUGUGGCAGUAUUUUGAAGUGAUGGUCAUUUAUUUUAAAGGAACCUCUACAUAAUGCGUUUAGGAUUGGUGUGAGAAUUCUACUGACUUCCAGAUAACCUUGCAAAUAACAAUGGUGCUACUUAAAAUGUCAAAUCCUGAUGAGGUCAAAAGUCAGGGGAACUUGACUCUGAACUUCAGUAGCAACAUUGAUGAUUAUACCAUACCUGAGCUAGAAAACCUUUGACAGGGAAGUUUUUCAUGUUGAAAUUGUGUUCAGAAUCAGUUCCAAAGAAAAGUGCCUUUAUUACCUUAUUAUGUUUUCAUGUGUGUUUUACAAUAUUAUCUGCAGAAGACUGAAAUUUUCUCUCUCGCAAUAAAAAAAUGGAAUUCUGAC
Zootoca vivipara (common lizard) is the source of this 7266-nucleotide messenger RNA. Lineage: Eukaryota; Metazoa; Chordata; Lepidosauria; Squamata; Lacertidae. The record is from RefSeq and is a predicted model, not a curated record.